Messenger RNA from Phytomonas sp. Hart1, 363 nucleotides. The record is from the annotation of a GenBank genome assembly. Lineage: Eukaryota; Euglenozoa; Kinetoplastea; Trypanosomatida; Trypanosomatidae.
AUGAUUUCAUUAUCGGAAUCAAAGGCAAACGGAGAGAAGAACGCGGUGGAAGACCACCCAGCAAAAGGUAGACAUCCGGGAGUACCCCUUCAAUCGAUUCGAAACUAUCACGUGCUUCUCGAUUUGCAGGACCCCUAUGAACCCCUUGAACGUCGCCCCCCUGGUUACCACCUUCUGCACACCGGCUCCAGCAUCGGCCGCGAGAAUCUUAAUCGCCUUCGCCAUAACUUCAAGCAUAUACAAUAUACCAAACAGGUGGAACUUAUUGAUUACCUACAAUGGCGAUCCUCACAGCAAGAUGGAGCGAAGAAUAACUCAAAAUUUGUCAAUGUGUGUGCAACUAAGGUUAAUUCUACGAUUUAG